Messenger RNA from Solea solea (common sole), 1273 nucleotides. It is a transcript of the gene id2a, whose product is annotated as inhibitor of DNA binding 2a. The coding region runs from base 101 to 514 and encodes 137 amino acids. Gene Ontology annotation, biological process: circadian regulation of gene expression; negative regulation of transcription by RNA polymerase II; cell differentiation. Gene Ontology annotation, molecular function: protein dimerization activity; transcription regulator activity. The record is from RefSeq and is a predicted model, not a curated record. Gene Ontology annotation, cellular component: cytoplasm; nucleus. Lineage: Eukaryota; Metazoa; Chordata; Actinopteri; Pleuronectiformes; Soleidae. The transcript is spliced from 3 exons.
ACUUCGUCUCGAAACUAGGACUGUAAAAAAAAGAAGAAAAACAACAACAAAAAAAGCAAAGAGAUCCGACUUCGCUUCAAUCUCAACACUGACGAGAAACAUGAAAGCAAUAAGCCCCGUGCGGUCCUUCCGGAAAAGCAGCGGCGCGAAUUACUCGGAGCACUCGCUGGGAAUCUCUCGGAGCAAGACCCCGGUGGAUGACCCGCUCAGCCUGCUCUACAACAUGAACGACUGCUACUCCAAGCUGAAGGAGCUGGUGCCCAGCAUCCCGCAGAACAAGAACGUCAGCAAGAUGGAAAUCCUGCAGCAUGUCAUCGACUACAUCCUGGACCUGCAGAUCGCGCUGGACUCUAGUGUCGCACUCACCAGCCUGCAUCACCCUGCGCGGCCGGGGCAGGCGGCGUCCAGGAGCCCGCUGACCACCCUCAACACAGACAUCAGCAUCCUGUCAUUACAGUCCCCGGAGUUGCCGUCAGAGCUGAGGACAGAUGACAGCCGGACUCUGCAUCGUUAAAGCGGUGUUUGGUCAGGACGCACGAGGAAAAAAAGAAAAAAAGAAAAAACGCAGGACCUGGGGAGCAGGACUUUCUCACCCCCCCCUCUGCCCCCCUCCUCCUCUUCUGUCCUCUGUCCUCCAGCCCUGGAUUUUUUUUAUUUUUUUUUUUGACGUUGAAAUCAAGAGACUUUUUUUUCCGCUUAUUAUGGGACAAUCUUUUAUGUGAUGUGCUUUUGUUUCUGGACACUUCAUCAUUUAUUUAACUUAAGACUUUAUUUGUGGGUCCUUUCUGGAAAUGGAAGGCGCGUUUAUAUUCCCGUCAGUGGGAGGAAAAACAAGAUUAUUGUCACAAGGAUUAUUCCCCCCCCUCCUGUCCUGUCCUUUCGCCCACCCCCCAUCCCCAUAUCACCCCCCUCUAUCUGUCCCCCUCUCCUUGUUGAAGUCUUCGCUUUUUUUGCGGAGGUGGGAACGUGACUAGAAAAGACAAUUUGGUUAGUUGCUGUAAAAAGAGAAGAGAAAAAAAAAAAGAAGUUUAGUCUUGUCUUGUCAGGAGUGUUUGGCACAUGAAGGACUGGACGCUGUUUAAAAAAAAAAAAACGAGUUAAAAUGAAAAGAAUGAAACCUUGUCAACUCUCGUCGGGGGGGAGUUUAUCUUGUAUAGUUGCAGGAAUUUGAAACUUCUGCAAAAGUGUAAUGUUGUACUUAAUAAUGCUGAGACUUUUUAUAAAAGUAAUGUAAAUUGUACCUUUUUUAUACAAAAAUAAAUCAAAAACACAA